Molecule: messenger RNA, 1404 nt
Organism: Zasmidium cellare ATCC 36951
Lineage: Eukaryota; Fungi; Ascomycota; Dothideomycetes; Mycosphaerellales; Mycosphaerellaceae
Exons: 4
Coding region: 1-1404 (467 amino acids)
Molecular function (GO): lyase activity
Source: RefSeq, a predicted model, not a curated record
AUGGAUCAGUCGGACGGCAGACCUGAUGAGUCCCUCGCAAGCAUGACGCGGACCGCACGGUUGACACAAUGGGCUGCAGCGCUAUCCUACGACGAAAUACCCAGCGCAGUGAUUGAACAGACGAAGUUGCUUUUCUUGGACUGGCUAGGCUGCUGCGUUGCGGGCAGAAGCCAUGCUUCAGUUCAAUCCAUGCUGCAUUUCGCGCAAACGAUGGGGCCAAAAGAGGGACGGAGCGAGUUGGUAUCGUUCGCGGGUGUUACCACUAGCCCAUACUUUGCGGCAAUGGUCAAUGGCGCGAGCUCCCACGUUGUGGAGCAAGAUGAUCUUCACAAUAGCAGCAUGAUACAUCCGGCCACGGUUGUUUUCCCAGCGGCACUGGCGGUUGCCCAGGAUGUGGGUUGUUCAGGAUCAGACUUCCUGAAAGCAUGCGUGAUUGGAUACGAGUUUGCAUGCCGAGCGGGCGAAUGUCUGGGCAAAGAACACUACAAGGCUUUCCAUUCAACCGCCACAGCUGGAGUUCUUGGUGCGGCUGCUGCCACUACUUGCCUGCUGAAAGGAACCAGCCCCGUGUACUUGUCUGCUCUUGGGACAGCAGGAACCCAGGCUGCUGGGCUAUGGCAAUUUUUGCUUGAUGCAACACAUUCAAAGCAAGUCCACACUGCACGCGCCUGUUCGAAUGGCGUGUACGCUGCAUAUGUGGCCACGUGUGGCCUCCUCGGUCCCACUGACAUUAUCGAAGGUGAGAAAGGAAUGAUUGCAAUGCUUUCUGCAAGGAAUGCUAGACCUGAAUUUCUGGACUCCAAAUUGGGCCAGAAGUGGGCUGUGAUGGAGUCCAGUUUUAAAUGGCACGCCUCGUGUCGACACACGCACGCGGCUAUCGAUGCUUUCCUGGCUCUGAUCGAGGAAUUUUCCAUUGGUUGGGGUGACAUUGAACAAGUGAAGGCUUACACUUACGACCUGGCCAUCAGUAUCAUGAGUCUGAGCGAAAAAGCAGAGACGGUCCACCAGAGCAAGUUUUCCAUGGGAUUCGUUCUUGCGGUGGCAGCAAAGCACGGGCAGGCUAUGAUCACUGAUUUUACAGAGCAAGCACUGGAGGACACGGAGCUUCGAGACUUUCAGCGGCGGGUGGAGAUGGUGCUUGAUGCAGAAAUCGAUUCUUUAUUCCCUGAGCACUGGACCAGUCGCAUUGAAGUCACAACAAAGACUGGUAGUGUGUUUUCCAAGUCCGUCGACGCAGCAAAAGGAGAUCCACAAUGGUCAUUGACCCGGGAUGAGAUUGAAACCAAAUUUCGCGCUCUCGUAGAAUAUGGCGGUGAGAAGAAUAUGGACUUCGUCGACGAGAUUAUCAAUAAAGUGCGGCGUCUGGAGACAGAAGCUGAUAUUCACGGAUUUGCCUUCGUUUAG